AUGGCUUCGAAUCGUGAGGGUCGAGACGAUAUACUUUGGACAACCUAUCUCGAGGCUGCUGCGGACGAGGAUAAGACACGGCCGAAGGAUUGGGAAGGAAACACCGGGAGCAUCUUGACCUUCACCGGUCUCUUCGCAGCGACAGUAGCUGCGUUCAUUGUUGAAAGUUACAAGCUACUGUCACCGGACUCUGGCGAUCAAUCGGCUCUACUCCUUUCUCAACUUCUCGCCGCAACGGCGAACGUGUCAUCGGGCGUUCCAGUAACGAUCGCGCCUCCUGCUCCAUUCGAGACACCUACCUCAGCCAUCGCGACGAAUGUGCUCUGGUUCACGAGUCUCUUGAUCUCUCUCUUCUGUGCUUUAUUGUCGACUUUGGUACAACAAUGGUCACGCGAUUACGUUCGAGACAUCAAUCGCCGACAGGUGCUUAUCGAGGAUGCCCAAGACCGCGUUUGUAACCAUAUGUUCAUUCGAAUGGGCGUAGAACGAUACGGAAUGGAUAAAUUUGUGUCAUGGAUCGUUGCGCUGGUGCAUCUGUCCGUUUUCCUCUUCGCCGCGGGCCUUUCGGUUUUCCUUUCCCCCAUAAACUUGAUCGUCAGCAUCUCGAUAGGAUGCGUCCUCGGAACAUUUUCCACCAUAUAUGUUGUGGCAAGCUUUAUACCGCUGGCUGAUAGGAGCUGCCCCUACCGUUCACCCGUCACAUACCUGGUUGGCUUCAUGUAUCGACAUGCGCUUCGUGCGACCAGGGCCAUAGGAUCGGCGAUUCUGAAACGUGCACGAGUGCUCAUCCCUCAAGCAUUCUCGAGGGACCGCCAGGAGAGAGCACAAGCUCAAUCAGACGCCGAGCUUCACAACCUCUCGACUGUCAGUAUCCCAGAUUCAGAGGCGUCAUGGCGGACCACUCGUUACAUCAAAACGCGCGAUAGAGCCUUGACUCCCAUUUUUGAUUCCUCCAAGUUCUUGACUCCGCGCAUCAUGAUACUACUAUGGGAGUCCACGAGCCGGCAUAUUCACGAGGAUGAUUUCCUAUAUGUCGUCAAAAAUGUGCUACUCCUAGCUGCGAUAAGAGGCGGUGAUGAGUUCUGCGGCCAUCUUUGCUCUGAUAAUGAUUUCGCCGAGAGAUUGUACUCAUACAUCAAGACUGGUAUCGAGCAGCGCAGUGAAAUCGAAUGGGAUAUCUUUGCCCUCGUCGCUCGUCUAUCCGAGCAGUUGUAUGUGUACGAGAUAGAUCAUCCCGAAGCCAGCACCGAUUAUACGGACACUAUGCUCACAAGUGAUUACUAUUCACUGGUUCUCGGAUUAAUCACCAUGUUGGUGACCAGAGAUAGCCAGACACGCCCAUAUCCACCAUCAGUACGACUCAGGGCGCGUUUGUGUUUGGUGAGAGUUCGACACUCGUUCGUCGCACUGUGCCGUACGGCCUUUGAGAAAGGCAUUCCCUUGGCACUGGAGCAGAGACACGUCUCUCUCUUCACCGGUAGACGAAAGGUGAUUCAAUUAUUCACCAUCGACCUGGAGAUACUACCAGGGGCUCAUCCCGGGGGACUGUUACUCAUGUUAGCGAGGGGCAAAGGCUACGAUAUAAACAAGAGAUGGGGACUGCACACGGAGUCUUCGUUAGUACCCCUCCACGACGACGACUGUUGCCGGUCUUGGAGAUCGCCAUUAACGCUUGAUGGCCUCAUUCACUCCAAACUUUCGAACUGGUUGACUCUCCUUUGGCACGUCAUCAUGGAAACUGAGUCGAACGAGAAAGCCGAGAAUGCUGAUCUGGCCCACUUUCUGGAUGGGAUACAUGACACUGUGAGGCAGUCUUACCGAGCGUGGUUGGCAGAUAUGCCUCAGGUCGCGAGGAAGGCGCCUUCUCAGCAGUUCGUGAAGCUUUUGCAGGCAGUGGGGAUCAACCCAUCGCGAAUCCAGGACGGCGGCGGCCACCUCCUGGUAGACUCGUAUGACGCCCCACAACGCGCCUUUUUGACGGAGACAGCCGCUGGUAAGCACUGCCAUGUGAUCCUGCGAUACCUGGUUUUAUUCCCUCCAGUCCAAGCGAUACGUGUCAUGGUCUCUUUCCAAUGCGAUGGCUGCUCAGACGUAGUCAAGAAACCUAAACUUGAUCAGCACCGGAACAGAUGCGGGGCAUCUUUCACUUGCAUUGACUGCAGCACGACUUUUCCUGGUCCGGCACAGUACCGUUCGCACACGAGCUGCGUUUCGGAGGCGGAGAAGUACCAAAAGGCUUUGUAUAAGGGGCCCAAGACGAAAGGCAACCAGAACGGAGGACCACGCGGAGGAAAGCCGAACGGUGCGAGUGUCGAUACUGCCGCUGAACCUGCGUCGUCUGAAGUUGCGACGACUGCCGUCAUCUCCGAGGCAAACGGCGUGAAACGCAAGGCCGAAGAGCCAGCCGCCAGUGAGGCUACCUCUGAGCCAAAGAAGAAGAAGUCCAAGAAGUCGAAAACUGCCGAUGCGGAAACGACGACGGUCGAUGUACCAAUGACAUCCACGGAACCCGAACCCACGGCUGCUGCGAUCGCUUCAUCUUCAGAGCAGAAAGCCACGAAGGAGAAGAAGAGUAAGAAGGACAAGAAGUCGAAGAAGGAUAAGACGGAGGUCACAGAAGAACCCAUCGCUCCCGCUCCCAGCGCCGCGGAGGUUGAAGUGACGCCGGUGAAAGCGCCGGUGAAAGAGAAGAAGUCGAAGAAGGACAAGAAGGCGAAGAAGAACAAAGACGCCGCGCCGCAAGUCGAAGUCGUCGAUGGUGGCGCCGCGGAAGCGGAGGUUGUACGGGCUACCGCGGCGGACGCUGAGGCACCUGAAGCGGACGCUGUAGAGAGCGCGGGGAAGAGGGAGAAACGGGAGAAGAAAGAGAAGAAGAAGGCGCGCAAUUCGGAGGCGGAGGUGGAGAAUAUGAUUGUUGAAGAGGCUCCGGAGGCAGCCGCAGACGUGCAGGAGGAGAAGAGAGCCAAGAAGGAGAAGAAGAGCAAGAAGGCGCGAAAGUCGGAGGUGGGUGAAGAUGCGAUGGAGGUGGAUGCCGCGGCAGCCACGACAGACAACGCGGAGAAGGCGGAGAAGAAACGCAAACGAGAUAUGGUGGAGACUGUAGAUGAUGAGGCUGCUGCUAAGAGGGCGGAGAAGAAGCUGGAGAGGAAAAGGUCGAAGGCGGAGGUGGCGGCUUAG
Molecule: messenger RNA, 3177 nt
Organism: Peniophora sp. CBMAI 1063
Lineage: Eukaryota; Fungi; Basidiomycota; Agaricomycetes; Russulales; Peniophoraceae
Source: the annotation of a GenBank genome assembly